Xiphophorus couchianus (Monterrey platyfish) is the source of this 565-nucleotide messenger RNA. It is a transcript of the gene rpl35, whose product is annotated as ribosomal protein L35. Gene Ontology annotation, cellular component: cytosolic large ribosomal subunit; ribosome. Gene Ontology annotation, molecular function: mRNA binding; structural constituent of ribosome. The transcript has 4 exons. Gene Ontology annotation, biological process: maturation of LSU-rRNA from tricistronic rRNA transcript (SSU-rRNA, 5.8S rRNA, LSU-rRNA); translation. Bases 152 to 523 code for a protein of 123 amino acids. NCBI's taxonomy places the organism in Eukaryota, Metazoa, Chordata, Actinopteri, Cyprinodontiformes, Poeciliidae. The record is from RefSeq and is a predicted model, not a curated record.
GUGGUGGUGGAGUCCUUGUUGUAAACACUCCGUCCGUUAGGGGCGCUGUUCGAACAUUUCGGAUAACAGUCUUGAUUCGCUUUUUUCCGGAAGCUACUUUUUCUGAGCACGCGGUGUGUCCGGCCUUUCCAACAGGGCAGCGACGACGAACAUGGCCAAGAUCAAGGCAAGAGAUUUGCGGGGCAAGAAGAAGGAGGAGCUGCUCAAACAGCUGGAUGACCUGAAGAACGAGCUGUCCCAGCUCCGGGUGGCCAAAGUGACCGGCGGAGCCGCUUCCAAGCUCUCCAAGAUCCGUGUUGUUCGCAAAUCCAUCGCCCGAGUCCUGACUGUCAUCAACCAGACACAGAAGGAGAACCUGAGGAAGUUCUACAAGGGCAAGAAGUACAAGCCCCUGGAUCUGAGACCCAGGAAGACCAGGGCAAUGCGCCGCCAGCUCAACAAGCACGAAGAGAGUCUGCGCACAAAGAAACAGCAGAGGAAAGACCUCCUCUACUCCAUGCGCAAAUUUGCUGUCAAAGCUUAAUGGCUGUUUGUUAUUGAUAAAAUAAAAUCUGUUUAAAAAACC